AACGGUUUUUUACUGACCUCUGCUGGCUAACAGCAGAAUUGCAAGUAUUCAACUGUGCUGAACUGGUCAAAAGCUGCUCCUGUCAACAAAGGGGAACAAAGUGGUCCUAAAUGAAUCAGAUCCUAGGAUGGAGUCGAGUGGAAAAUCUUCAGUGGCGGAGAUGGUGGUUUUAGCCACCAGCUCUGCACUCACUGCCGUGUUUUAUUCCAUUUACAGAAGCAGAGCUAAAGCUGCUACUCGUUUAAAGGAAGCUAAAAAAGUCUCAAUUGAUCAGGAUUUAAAAGCCAUCCUGUCUGAAACCCCUGGAAGAUGCAUCCCAUAUGCCGUCAUAGAAGGUUUGGUGAGAUCAGUGAAGGACACUCUGAACAGCCAGUUUGUUGAUGACUGCAAAGGAGUCAUUGAGAGGCUGACUCUGAAAGAGGAGAAGAUGGUGUGGAAUCGCACCACUCACUUAUGGAAUAGCACAGAGAAAGUCAUCCACCAGCGCACCAACACCGUCCCGUUCGCGCUCGGGUCUUACGACGAAAACAUCUCCACCACGGUGCGGGUUAUGCGUCCCUUAGACGCGGCAGAGCUGGACCUGGAGACCACCUACGAGAACUUCCACCCCACAAACCAGUCCCUGUUCAACUUCGUCAGCCAAUUCAUCAGCGGAGAGCAGCCCAAAGGGAUCCACGAAUUGGAAGAGAUGCUGCGCUUGGGCGACAGCGUGACGGGCGUGGGCGAGCUGGUGCUGGACAACGACCUGAUUAAGCUGCAGCCGCCCAAGCAGGGCUUUUGUUACUUCCUCACCCGGCAGAACUACGAGUUCCUGCUAAGGAAACAGGUGAAUGCCGGGAAGGUGUGGAGGAUCCUGUCCUACGUGUUCGGGCUUGCCGCCUGUACCACGCUCCUCUACAUGCUGUGGAAGUGGUACGUUCGCUGCCGGGAGAGUAAGAAGCGGCGGCGUGUCAUGGAGGAGUUCAAGGAGCAGCAGAAGAGGCUCAUGCGUGAGCUCCAGAUAGAAGAGAGCAGUGUCCUCCCCACCAGCUGCGUCGUGUGUCUGAGCCGCGAACGCUCUUUAGUGUUUUUGGAGUGCGGUCACGUGUGUGCCUGCGGCCCCUGCCACAAGGCCCUGCCGGAGCCAAAGAAAUGCCCCAUCUGCAGGGUGACAAUCGACAGAGUGGUGCCUCUUUACAACAGCUAAAUUCGCAGUUUGUCUGAAUUUCUCAGGCUCGAAAAGGGCGCUUUACACGAGCAACGAUGGUGACAACUCACCUACGCUGAACUGCAGUCGAAUGUUGAAAUCAAAUUUGUCAGCUAAUUCGUAUUGAUUAAAAAAUGGUGUCAUCUGGAGAGAGAAAAUUGAAGCUCUUUGCGCUCAGGCUUACAAAUAUUGAUCCGAUUCUUGGCCUCACUUCCACAACAACCUGUUAAAAGCAGCAUAGAGGACUUUACACUGGAGGGACUUUACUCUUGUAGUCAUUAAAGCCUUAUGUUAGGUCAGCACCUCUCACUCUUUUACUCUCGUUAAAGUUACUGUGAUACUGACUAUUUUGGAUGUCAUCUUCAUAAACGUUCACUCAACUCUUUUUAAGUUGGGAAAAAUUACUGUUUGCGGGAAACGCAAAAAUGUAAGUUGUAGUAACAUGGUUCCUUCAACUAGUCCUGGUUGAAGUGCUUUAGUCUUUACUGGUAGGAGCCACCUAUUAUUGGCAAAUUUACCUACUCAAUUGUUCAAAUGUGUAACUAGUUACACGUUCAAACUGGGACAUUGAUGUUUAUUUAAAUGUCAUCGUGCUUUAUUUGUGCACAAUGACAUUAAAAGGAAUUCUGAUUCUGAUAAAACUGCAGAUUUCCUGUCAACUUCUGGGCUCAGUCUACCGUAAUUCCAAAAUUUAUUUAUUUUUUUUCAGUAAUUAAUAACUUUAAUAUCUGCUUAAACUCCAAUCCUGGAGCUGUUCAUAAUUCCAACCACUUGGAUUUAAAAUCUACAGUUUUAUCUGAAAAAAAAAUCACUCCCCAGCAUGAUGCUGCCACUUCCAUGUUUUACUGUGGGUAUAGUGUAAUGGUUAGCUUAAUUAGACCAUAGCACAUUCAGGGCUUGGAUGUUACUUUGUUUUAUUGACCUACUCCUCAUGACAGAGAAAACGGACAUUUGAUUUAACAUGUUGAACAAAACUCUUCUUGACCAGUUUCACUUUUACGAUUUUAAUAAAAAAUUUUUUGCUUGCUUUCAAUCGGAACUAUUUUAGUCUUCAAAUACUGUACCAUACCACCUUUAUUUAUAGAACACUUUAAAUAUCCGUAAGACCAAAGUGCUGUACACAAUAGGAUCUGCAACAACCUCAUUCUGCAAUAAGCAAUAAAAUCAGAAAACCGUCUUUUUUUAAAUAAAUACAACAGUUAUACUCUCAGUCAAGACAAAAACUAAAUUAAAUAAUUAUAAAAAAAUAAAAGUCAACAUCUCUGAUCGUUUCAAAGGCCAGGGAGAAGAGAUUGGUUUUAAGGAUUUAAAAUCAGACGGCCUGUCCAAAGGAAGGUCAUUCCUUUAUUUAGAGAUGCUGCAGCAAAAUCACGGCCUUCUAUAAGUUUACACGUUGUCUUCAGCACACUCAGGAGGGUGUGUAUUGAUGCAGCAGCUCUGGCAGGUAGAUUAGGUCAAGGUCAUAGACCGUUUUAAAAGCACAAACAUGUUUUGAAAUGGAAUAAAGAGGGCUUUAACAAGGCAGUAGUUGAACAGUUUGCCUUUUUGGGCAACCAGGUUGUUGCAGCUUUUUUAUUGCCCCUGUCAGUACAUUUGUAAGUUGGAUUUCUAAGGCUGGAAAGGAUCAUGUUAAGAAAAAAAAAAUUAUUAAAAUAAAUUUGUAAUAUUACAAAUAACACAAUGAUACGAGAAUAAAGUUGCAAUAAUAUGAGAGUAAAAUCAUAAUGUUGAAGACAAAAUUAUAAUAUUUCAAGUACAAAUUCAAUAUUCCUAAUAUUAUGAGAAUGAAGUCAAAUUAUUACUAAAAUGUGAUAUUAUGACUUUAUUGUCAUGUUAUUUGAUUUUAUUUUCAUACAACUUUAUUCUUGUAAUUUUUUAUUUUAUUAUUGUGGCCUUAAUAAUCCGUCAUGGUAAAGGUUUAAAGGAAAUUGUGAAAUUAUUUAUUGUACGUUUUAUAUCCACUCCAUGUAUUCAUGUACAUCAGUGACA
Gambusia affinis (western mosquitofish) is the source of this 3175-nucleotide messenger RNA. It is a transcript of the gene mul1, whose product is annotated as mitochondrial E3 ubiquitin protein ligase 1b. Gene Ontology annotation, cellular component: mitochondrion. The transcript is spliced from 5 exons. Gene Ontology annotation, biological process: protein ubiquitination; organelle organization. Bases 128 to 1186 code for a protein of 352 amino acids. The record is from RefSeq and is a predicted model, not a curated record. Gene Ontology annotation, molecular function: ubiquitin-protein transferase activity. Lineage: Eukaryota; Metazoa; Chordata; Actinopteri; Cyprinodontiformes; Poeciliidae.